UCUGAUUCGCGGGAAAAGUGAAAAAUGGCGACGGUCGAAGUUUGAAGUUUAGCGCCACGAAAACAGGGACGGAGGGACGGAGAGACAGGACAGAGAGACACAGGACAGAGAGAGACAGGACAGAGAGAGACAGAGACGGGGAGAGGACAGACGCUGAAGACACGGGCUGUCUGUCGGACUAACACCGCCCGUCUGUGUGUCUGUGGUUCGGAGGACAGGUGGAGACGGACCGGAGGAGGAUGUUUGAGGACCUGAUUGAAGCCUUCUGCGGUCUGGAGCCUCAGGUGUCUCAGAGGGGCGGGGCCUGUCAGAUGGGGCGUGGUCUGGAUGAAGGGGAGGGGGAGGAGUCCAGUCUGAGUGUUGGACAGUUCGUCCUCUGUCAUUGGUCAGAUGGACUCUACUACCUGGGCAAGAUACAGAGGGUGAGCCCCCCCAGGCAGAGCUGCUUUGUGACGUUUGAGGACAACUCCAAGUUCUGGGUCCUCUGGAAGGACAUCCAACACGCUGGAGUGCCGGGGGAGGAGCCUCGCUGUUCUGUGUGUCGGGAGGCGGAGCCGAAUUCUGACAGCCAAUCAAACCAAAACAACCAGAUCCUCAUCUGUGGGAAGUGUGGCAUCGGUUUCCACCAGCAGUGCCAUGUUCCUCCAGUAGAGGGCAGCAGCAGCCUCAGCCCCUGGUUCUGCAGACGUUGUGUCUUCGCUCUGGCAGUCCGGAAAGGGGGCGCUCUGAAGAAAGGUCCUAUAGCCAAAGCUCUGUCAGCCAUGAAGCAGGUGUUACCGUACGACCUGGACACUCUGGACUGGGACUCCCAACAUCGGACCAAUCAGCAGCAGUGUUACUGUUACUGUGGAGGCCCCGGAGAGUGGUACCUGAAGAUGCUGCAGUGUUUCAGGUGUCAGCAGUGGUUCCAUGAGGCCUGUACUCAGUGUCUGCAGGAGUGCAUGCUGUUUGGAGACAGGUUUUACCUCUUCCUGUGUUCGGCCUGUAAUAAAGGAUCAGAGUACGUCCGGCGUCUGUCUCUGAGGUGGGUCGACCUGGUUCACCUGGUUCUCUACAACCUGUCGGUCAGCAGCAAGAAGAAAUACUUUGAGCUGGACGAGAUCCUCGCCUUCGUCUCUGCAAACUGGGAACACUUACAGCUCGGAAAGCUGUCCAACACCCCUCUGUCAGAGAGAGGGCAGCAUCUGCUGGAUGCCCUGAAUAAAUACAAGAGCAAGUUUCUGUGUGGGAAGGAGAUAAAGAAGAGGAAGUGCAUCUUUCGGCUGAGGACCAGAGUCCCUCCCAACCCCCCCUCCAAGCUCUUUCCUGAGCGCGCUCCAAACGAUGGAGGACGGGGCCGUAAGAAAGGCGUGGUCAGGAACAGCAAUGCGUCAGCUGAGAGGAAGAAGAGGAAAUCCAAGUGGCUACUUGAAGAUGCUAUUCCUAAUAAUGAGCUGUCCUGCAGUUGGACGUCUAACCAUCACAUGGCCAACAUCUUUGACUUCACCCUGGACGAACUGCAGAGCCUCAAAAGUAGUUCCAGUAGGACAGUCAGUAUCGAUCAGGACUCCACUGAUGCCUCCACGUCAGGUUCUGCUACGACCAGCGCCUCCUAUCACUUCAGAAGGAGGGUGGGCAGCAGGAAGAGGAAGCUACCUAGCAACAGCUACAGCCAGUGGGCCAAUCGCAGUGAGACAGGGGAGGAGCUUGGAGGAGAGGAGCCAACUGGGAUGCUUGAUGACCAAGAAGCUACGAGCCACACCCACCUUACCACAGACCCCUCCCAUUUCCUGUCGGACCCCUCCCAGAUUCCCUCUGACUCCUCCCACCUCCACUCCUCCAUCUCUUCGUAUUUUGGAGUGGCGGGCAGGCUGACCAAUGGGGAGAGGUACCAAGUGUUGGCUCGACGUAUCACUCCUCAGGGGACGGUCCAGUACCUGCUGGAGUGGGAGGGGACAACACCUUACUAGGAAGUUAAAGGGACAGUUUGUGUGUUUUGACGUGGGGCUGUGUUCAGUCUGUCAGGUGACCCCCGCCCCAGAAGACCCAGACUGUCCCUCUAACAGAGUAACUGGUUACAUGUGAAGCUUUGAUUCCUCUUCCUCCACUCUCACUGAGGACCGUUUGUUUCCAGCUGAGCUCCCAGCCCGGCACUUGAUUGGUCGAAACCACUCUCAGCUUAAUUACCUCAACAAUAAAGGUGGCGUGUUCAGUGUCCAUGACAACAGUCCACCCAA
Molecule: messenger RNA, 2216 nt
Organism: Micropterus salmoides (largemouth bass)
Lineage: Eukaryota; Metazoa; Chordata; Actinopteri; Centrarchiformes; Centrarchidae
Gene: phf19
Product: PHD finger protein 19
Exons: 14
Coding region: 240-1949 (569 amino acids)
Biological process (GO): chromatin organization; regulation of DNA-templated transcription
Cellular component (GO): nucleus
Molecular function (GO): chromatin binding; DNA binding
Source: RefSeq, a predicted model, not a curated record